AUGGGCCUGUUCAACCGCGGGCGCAAGGGCGAGCAGGACGCCCUCCAGCUGCCCGCCAAGUUCGAGCUGAUUCGCGAGCUGGGCCGCGGCUCCAACGGGGUGGUGUACCUGGCGCGGGACAGCGCCGCCAGGGGCGCUCCCCAGGUUGCCGUGAAGCUCAUCGAGUGUAACAGCGCCACAAACGAGCGGAAGGUGACAGCGAUCCUCAGGGAGGUGUUCGUGCACAGCGCGGCCAAGGCGGCACACAUUGUGCCUGUCCUGGAGACCUUUCGGACGGGGACACAUGUGGGAAUCGUGAUGGAGUACAUACAGGGCGGCGACCUGCUGGAGUACAUCAACAAGAGGGGGCCGCUGCCAGAGAACCAGGCCCGCUGGGUGUUCCAGCAGCUGAUGUAUGCCGUGCGAUACGUACACCAAAAACUGGAGUCCAUGCACAGGGACAUCAAGCUGGACAACAUCAUGGUCCAUGACCCCUCUGUCGACUUCCCCAUGAUCUACCUCUGCGACUUCUCCUUUGCAAAGGCCCAUGGCACACCCCACGGCGACACCGUCUCCGUCGUCGGCUCCGCCGACUACUUUGCGCCCGAGAUCCUGCUCCGCAAGGCCCCCGACAUGCGCUACGAUGGCAUGGUCGCAGACCUCUUCUCCUGCGGGGUGUGCCUGUUCGUCAUGAUCUAUGGCCGGUACCCAAAAUCGGUGCUGAGAAAACGAUCAGAGGAUGACGUGUAUCAAUUUGGGCUGGAUGGGAUCGAGAUGGCGCUGCCCAAGAGGAGGCACGUGGGAAACGAUGGCAGCGAGGUGAGGGAGGUGAGCGCGGAGGCGCUGGCGCUGAUGGCGGGGCUGAUGCGGCCAGACCCGGCCAAUAGGUUGCGCAUGGAGGGCGUGUGGGCUGACCCGUGGUUCAGGAGGGAUCUGCCUCCGGGGGCUGAGGCGGCGUGGCGGAGGAGGGAAGGCGGUCGUGGUACUGGACCUUAA
Molecule: messenger RNA, 975 nt
Organism: Ostreobium quekettii
Lineage: Eukaryota; Viridiplantae; Chlorophyta; Ulvophyceae; Bryopsidales; Ostreobiaceae
Source: the annotation of a GenBank genome assembly